CUUUUAUAUAAUAUUAAUAGGGUGACAACAAAGUUUUUAAAAUUGAAGUAAUUAUACAUUCUUAUAAUAUUGUUGUUUCUUUUUCUAUUUCAAUAAUAAAGUCUUGAAUUCAGCAUAGCUAUUACGAUCCAUUCAUCCUAAUAGUGUAUCGGAUUUCUAUAUAUCCAAUUUUAACUUAUUAUAUACUUAUACAUAUUCAUGAAUAGUACACAAUGGGGACAGGAACAGCUUGGAAAAUAACUUCUCAACUUCGAGAUAAUAUUAUGAAAUAUGCCAAUUAUAAACAAACAUCAAUUUCGCUCCGACAAAUGGUACAAUUUGGUCCCAACCCGAGUCCCGGGUCGAUAUUUCUCGCUUCCCAAUUUAUUGUCGAAGAAUUACCCAUCAGAUUAGCUUUAAAAGUCAAAGAUCUUGAAAAUGCUCCUCUUGAUUUAUCAAAACAACCUUCAACUAUAACAGUCAAAAAUUGGUAUGCCCAAUCAUUUCAAGAAUUAACCGAUUUACCAAAACCUCAAAUAUCAGAACAAUUACAAAAGUUAUUAUCUUCUAGCAUACCUGCAAGCUCAAUUGUCAAUCAGUUCCAAGAGGAAGAUAAUAGUAUAUUAGAUAGAUCUCGAAGUUCUGCCAAUGAUUCAACAAAUCCUGCUAUAAAUAAUUAUUUUAGUGAUGAUGGAAUAGUUGUAAGACACCAUUCUCAUCUUCCUCAUCACAAAAAUUUAGGAGGAUCAAGUAGUUCCACUGCAAGAAGUGAAAGCCCAACUUUUGGUAAAACUUAUUAUACAUCCUGUGCUUCAAAUAUUGUAUGGCCAAAAGAAGUUUAUGAUUAUAAUAAAUUGGUGUGUGAUACGCUCACUACCAUAAAGAAAAGGCACGAUGCAACAGUUGCAACGAUGGCAAGAGGUGUUAUUGAAUGGAAAGAACAUAAUAAAACUGUAUUGGUUAAUGCGGAUAUUCAAAAUUUCUUGGAUAGAUUUUAUAUGUCAAGAAUUGGUAUUAGAAUGUUAAUUGGUCAACAUAUUGCUUUAAAUAUGGCUCAAGCUUCACCUACCAAACAAAGAAUUAAUUCUUUUUUAAACGGUAGUAGUAGUUCAAAAAGUGGUCCUAAUGGUCCUAAUAAUGGUGGAUAUAAUAAUAAAUCUAACUAUGUUGGUGUUAUUUGUACCGAUUGCAAUGUGGGAGAAAUUGCUGAAGAUGCAAUUGAAACUGCCAAAUAUGUAUGUGAAGAUUAUUAUGGUUUAUUCGAAGGUCCUGAAAUUCAAUUGAUUAUGCCAAAGGAAGAUAUUAGUUUUAUGUAUGUUCCAGGUCAUUUGAUUCAUAUGUUAUUUGAAACCCUUAAAAAUUCUCUUCGAGCAACAAUUGAGUUUCAUAUUCCUAAACUUAAAGCAAAAAUGAUUGCUGAAGAUCCUACUUUAACUGAAGAAUCAAUUGAUAUUAAUGACUUAACAUUCCCUCCUAUUAAAGUCAUUAUUUCUGAAGGAAUCGAAGAUAUUUGUAUCAAAAUCAGUGAUGAAGGUGGAGGAAUUCCUCGUAGUGAAGUUCCAUUAAUUUGGACUUAUCUUUAUACUACUGUAAGUCAAACACCAGAACUUGAUCAAAGUCAAAAUUCAUUUAAGGCUCCAAUGGCUGGAUUUGGUUAUGGAUUACCCAUUUCAAGAUUAUAUGCUCAAUAUUUCGGAGGUGACUUGAAAUUGAUUUCUAUGGAUGGUUAUGGUACUGAUGUUUAUUUGCAUUUGAAUAGAUUAAGUAGUUCUUCUGAACCUUUACCAUAAUAACAUUAGAUAUAUUCCUACACUAAAGUAUUACUUUUUGCUACGCCAUCGAUUCAAUUCUAUCCAUUUUAUUUCUUAUACAUAUAUUUAUAUAUAUAUAUUCUCA
Molecule: messenger RNA, 1875 nt
Organism: Scheffersomyces amazonensis
Lineage: Eukaryota; Fungi; Ascomycota; Pichiomycetes; Serinales; Debaryomycetaceae
Gene: PDK2
Product: protein kinase
Exons: 1
Coding region: 213-1769 (518 amino acids)
Biological process (GO): regulation of glucose metabolic process; protein phosphorylation
Cellular component (GO): mitochondrion
Molecular function (GO): pyruvate dehydrogenase (acetyl-transferring) kinase activity
Source: RefSeq, a predicted model, not a curated record